GCUUCUCUACGACGAUGAGUCAUUACAACAACAACAAUUUCAUCCAAAAGGAUGGGUUUGUGUGUCUGAUGAUUUUGACAUUUUGAGAAUAUCAAAGAGCAUUUUUGAGUCGAUCACUUCUAAAUCAUGUGAUCUAAAGGAGCUUAAUCAAGUUCAACAGAAAUUGCAUGAACAAUUAAAAGGAAAGAAGUUUUUUUAUUGUUUUAGAUGAUGUCUGGAACAAGAAUUAUGAUGAGUGGAACACCCUAUGUUCACCAUUUAUGUAUGGAGCACCAGGAAGCAGAGUGAUCGUGACAACACGCAAUGAAGCCAUAGCACGGAUGAUGAAAACAAUUCAAUCUCACAAUUUGAAUUGUAUUUCAAACGAAGAUUGCUGGUCAUUGUUUCUUGACCAUGCUUUUGCUAGCAGAAGUGUUGCAGAUGCAGAUACAAAAUUGGAAGUCAUCCGUGAAAAGGUCAUAAACAACUGUCAUGGCUUGCCUUUGGCGGCAAGGACUUUGGGUGGUCUUCUACGUUCAAAGCAAAGAAAGGAUUGGGAAAAAGUAAUGAACGGCAAAAUCUGGAAUUUACAAGGUGACACAAACAACAUUAUUUCUGUGUUAAGCUUAAGUUACUAUCAUCUCCCUUCGCAUUUAAAGAGAUGUUUCGCUUAUUGUGCAAUACUUCCUAAGGAUUAUGUAUUUCAAAAGAAGCAACUGGUCCUUCUAUGGAUGGCAGAAGGUUUAAUUGAGCAAGGAGAUGACUUGGAGGAUAUGGGUGAAGAGUAUUUUGAAGAUCUAUUUUCCAGAUCACUUUUUCUAUCUUCAAGCAAUGAUGGAUUCGUGAUGCAUGACCUUGUGAACGAUCUAGCACAAGUGGUUGCUGGAGAUACAUGUUUCAGAUUGGAGGAUAAAUUGACUGCAAGAAAGCACGAAAAAGCUCGUCACUCUUCUUACAUUAGUGGCUUUUUUGAUCGCUCUGAAAAGUUUGAGUUGUUUGAAAAGAUCAAGUAUAUGCGGACCUUCUUGCCUCUAUCACUACAAAGUUCAAAAUUCUACUUAGCUAAAUGCGUUCCUUCUUAUUUGUCAUCAAAGUUACCAUACUUAAGGGUGUUGUCCUUCAAACAUUAUAAUAUCACUGAUCUACCAGAUUCAAUAGGUGACUUGAAGCAUCUAAGGUUUCUGGACCUUUCAUUCACUGAGAUUAUAACUUUACCUGAGACUACAACCUCUCUAUGUAACUUACAGACUAUUCUGCUAAAAGGUUGUCGGGAUCUCAAGAAAUUGCCUUCAGAAAUGCAAAAUCUGAUCAACCUGCGUCAUCUUGAUAUGCAAAAUACAUAUCGAGUUGAAGGGAUGCCACAGGGAAUCGAAGAACUGAAAAGUCUUCGGACAUUGUCUGAUUUUGUUGUGGGGAAAGGUAAUGAAGUGGGUACAACAGCAUUGAUGAAUUUGAAAUUCCUUCAAAGGGCACUCCGUAUUUCAAGGUUGCAGAAUGUGGCUAAUGCUUCAAAUGUAAGAGGAGCAAUUCUAUUGCACAAGGAGAAAAUAGACGAUCUGGUGAUGGAACAAGGUGACAGAGGUGAACUUGAGAAGAUGAAACCUCAUGGAAAUCUUAAAAAUCUCACCAUAAAGAAUUAUGAUGGUAUUCAAUUUCCAUCGUGGGUAGGGGAUCCUUUAUUUAGUAAUCUGGUGCGCCUAGAGUUGGCAUAUUGCAGCAAAUGCACAACCUUGCCGCAACUUGGGCUGCUUUCCUCUCUCAAGGACUUGGCUAUCAUAAGGUUUUCCAAUGUAAAAGCGGUUGAUCGAGAGUUCUACGGGGAGAGUACAAGCAAUUCAAAGCCAUUUCCAGCUCUCGAGAGACUGCAAUUCAGGUGCAUGCAUGAAUGGGUAAAUUGGAAUAUUUGCGGGCAUAAAUUCCCUCAUCUGCGCGAGCUUUUCAUUGUUAAGUGUCCCAAACUGUUGGGAAACUUACCCAGCCAUCUGCCUUCAUUGCAAAAGCUUGAGAUUGAAGAAUGUUUGGAAUUGGUGGUUUCAUUUCAAAGUCUUCCGGUGAUAUCUCACUUGGACAUCAAAAAAUGCAGAAAGGUUGAAUUGGGUGGUGGCUUCAGCUCGGCAACAGAAUCAUUAUUAUUUUCACCCGAAGAGUUGACUGUCGGUUGUUCCUCUGGACUCUCUAGCUUUUCUAAAGUUGGAAAGAAUUGGGAGUUCUCUGAGGAUAACGCCGAAAAGUUCUUACAGAAGGGUAUCGCUGAUAAUGAAUUUAAAAUUGUGAAAUUUUAUCAUUGUGUAAGACUUGAGAAACUACUACCAUGGCUUCACAGCUUUAAGUCUCUGAGAAAGCUAUUUAUUUAUCACUGCUCAAGACUUGUGUGUUUGCCAGAUGCAGUGAUUUACAGCAGUUCGUGUCUUGAGGAGUUGACAAUUCAGAAUUGUGAUUCUCUGAUUUCCAUCGGAAGACACCAGCUACCUCCAACUCUAAAAAGGCUGGAGAUAAUUUACUGCUUCAAAUUGCAGAAGCUGCUGAAUGUAGGAGGGGCUUGUUCCUCUUCUAGGGUUACGGAUGAGGAGAGUAUCAGCUGUGAUUCUACCUCAUUUAAUCUUCAGUAUUUGAAAAUUGAUAACUGUGAGUCUCUUACAUUCUUAGGGGAGUUACCUGCUUCCCUUAAAGAUCUGGUUAUCGACUCUAGCUCAUAUGGUAACCGAGUAAGUGCAAAGUUAGAGUCAAUAGCUGAAUGGUUCGACAACAACACAUCUCUUGAAUCUAUUGAAAUCGGAUAUCUUCCUUAUCUUAAAUCCUUGCCCAAGAACCUGCAAAUGCUCACCAAUCUCCACCAUGUUCGGAUACAUCACUGUCCAAGUUUUGUUUCUUUUCCGCGUGGAGGGUUGCCUAUCGUUCAUUUGAGAAACCUUAUGGUUACAGACUGUAAGAAAUUCGAGGCCCUUCCUAAUAACAUGCAGAAUCUCACAUCUCUUGAAUAUUUGACUAUAAGGAAAUGUCCAAGUGUUGUUUCUUUCCCUCAGGGAGGGUUACCCACCACCCAUUUCAAAGCACUUACAGUUGAAUAUUGUGAGAAACUCCAGACCCUUCCUGAUAACAUUCACAAUCUCACAUCUCUUCAAGAAUUGACUAUAAAGAAUUGUUCGAGUGUUGUUUCUUUCCCUCACGGAGGGUUGCCCACCAGCCAUUUGAAAAAGCUUACAGUUGAAGACUGUGAGAAACUGGAGGCCCUUCCUAAUAACAUUCACAAUCUCACAUCUCUUCUGGAAUUGACUUUAAAGAAUUGCCCAGGUAUUUUGACAAUUGCUGGAAUAAUAGAUUCAUUUGUCUGUCAAGAAAAAAGUAGAAAUCAGCAGGCACAGAGAUAUUUUCAGUCGACUUUUGUCACGAUCCAAAAUUUUGUGUCGUGA
This is a messenger RNA of Hevea brasiliensis (rubber tree), 3389 nucleotides long. RefSeq names its product putative disease resistance protein At3g14460. The transcript is spliced from 2 exons. The record is from RefSeq and is a predicted model, not a curated record. NCBI's taxonomy places the organism in Eukaryota, Viridiplantae, Streptophyta, Magnoliopsida, Malpighiales, Euphorbiaceae. Gene Ontology annotation, molecular function: ADP binding. The coding region runs from base 261 to 3389 and encodes 1042 amino acids.